Laccaria bicolor S238N-H82 is the source of this 297-nucleotide messenger RNA. RefSeq lists its product as uncharacterized. Bases 1 to 297 code for a protein of 98 amino acids. The record is from RefSeq and is a predicted model, not a curated record. The transcript is spliced from 2 exons. Gene Ontology annotation, biological process: glutathione metabolic process. Gene Ontology annotation, molecular function: 5-oxoprolinase (ATP-hydrolyzing) activity. Gene Ontology annotation, cellular component: cytosol. Lineage: Eukaryota; Fungi; Basidiomycota; Agaricomycetes; Agaricales; Hydnangiaceae.
AUGGGAUGGUGCUACGGAUGCGGAGGGGCCUGGGAGAGGGUUGUCUGUGGAGUGAGGAUUCUUAAGACACCAGGUUCACCUGGAAGCCGUCGAACAAAACCUAGAGCAAAAGGCCACCGCUCUCUCGCCAUUGUCCUCGUGCACUCCUACACCUACCCAGAGCACAAAUGGGCCAUCGGCAAUCUAGCCCUCUCCCUCGGGCUCACCCAUGUGUCAGAAUCGACGCAGCUCCUCCCGAUGAUCAAGAUGGUUCCGUGUGGUAGUAUGUCUUCAACAGCCAACAUGUACCUCACAUAA